UCAAAACAGGAACAGUGAGCUUGCGUGCGUGAUAAACGCGUGUUCUGAGACUUCCUUUUCUCUGUGCAAAACUAUUCCUUUUAGUUUGGAAUGCGAAAUAUUUUCGGAUUGGCGUCCGGUUGAUCACAUAGGAUUCCAGAAUUAGUCCCAGUUGUUUUGAAAGUCGGCCAGUAACACGCGUGUCAAAACAGGAACGGCAACAUGGCGUCUACUAAAACUGGUUUGGCUUUUUCUGGUGGUGGAAUUCGGUCAGCGGCGCUAUGCUCUGGGGUUCUACGUAGACUGCUCCAGAAUAAAGCAAAGGUGGACUACCUGAGCUGCGUGUCAGGGGGUGGCUACACAGGCACAGCAUUUUUAGAUUGGAAAUACAGAAAAGAGAAGAAAGCAAAGGGCAACGAAGAAUGGCAUGAAGAGUUCUUCGACAACAUGAGACAAAGAGCAGGUUAUCUGUGUAACUGGGAGAAGCCAUGUCAAGGAAUCCUUGAUACGAUUGCAAUGUUCCUCCUUGUACUUACUGUCACCUUCAUUGAACCGAUUGUCAUAUAUGGAUCAUUCGCAUUUCCACUUGCCUUCAUCAUCGAUUACCUCUUCGGAGAGGCACUUCGCGUAGAAGAUUGUAAUCACAUUGCGGCACCUACUUCUCCAAUUAACCAAAAACCUAGGACUCGAGAAAUCCAGGAACACUGUCUUUCUGGUCAAGGAACCGUAGCUUUCAUUAAGAUUACUCUUUUUUCAGUUCUGGUUGUGCUCUUUGUCAUUUUUUUACAUUCUGUCGCAAAAAUUGUCAGAGAAGAAGUCCAAAUAUUUUAACUUUCUCUGGACUAUUCCCUUUUUAUUAUUUUGUUUUACUUUCCUCCCAUUUGCAAUCAAUGAUUUCUUUAUGAAAAUCCCCCUGUGGAGUCGGGUAGCUAUUGUAGUGAUUGGUGUAGCAGUAUGGUUUUUCUUCCCUCUGCUAAGGAAAAAGACAUCCUGCGGCAUUAUAAUUUAUUUAUAUUCCUAUAUCAUCUACUGGAAAGUGUACAGAGCUAAGAUUGUUGGUGUUGUGUUUUCUCCUUUGCUGUUUAGAGGGCUACUCCUUGCCUCUGGGUUUAUCUUGUGGUUUGUUCCCUAUCUGGUACAGUCACGCGAGAGGCUUGUCCAUGUCUUCAACAGAUGGAGACUUCACAAGGCAUUUUACUCAAAGGAAAGUUUAGGUACUAAGGGAUGGCGGGGAAUUCUCCAUAACAUCUUCUGCCCAUUAUGGACAUGUCUGAAGAAAAAACAGAAGCAGGAACCUUGCCCUAUAGAUCAGAGAGGUGUUUUUGAUACUCCUGCGAAUGACGUUGAGCCAGCACAUAAGAGAUCUUUGAACCUGGCAGAUCUCAGAGGCAUGGAGCCUGAAUAUAUAUCAAACAUGACUGUCCACUGCUGGAAGGAAGAUGCCACCUCUGACAAGGAUGGUGAUCUCCUAACAAUGUCACCUACCACAAUAGAGCGUUUAGAUCGAGAUCCAUCGACUGUUGAUCCAUUUAAGGACAAGCUGAGCCCUCGAGAUAUAGAAUUAUCAGACGCCAUGGCGACAUCUGCAGCAGCGAUUUCCAGUUACGAAGAUAACCUCAAAGUAUUACGCCUCUCCACGCUUCUUGGACUCGAAAUGGGUACCCCAAUGAUCAGUAACCUCGAGGCAAUUAAAAAAGAGUAAUGGUUCAUGAAGCUCCUCCCAAUUCUCAUCAAUAUUCUCCGUGGUCUUCCAUUGAUCGCCGUACCAGCGGUUUACUUUAGUAAAGGGGAUGAGGAAUCAAGAGAUGAGUGGUCGAUUAAAGCUGGAGUAUUCACAUUCUUUGCAAUUCACCUGGUGUUGGCUUUCAUUGGAGCUCUCGCCGACAGAGGAGCUCAGACCCAAAACGUAUGGAAGAAGAUAGCCAGGUGGUUCACUUUGCACGAUUCCUUUGUGAAGUUCGUGACAAAAGGCCUUUCUAUUAUAAAUAACGGACCCACCCCUCCUCCCGUGAUGCUACUAAGCGAUGGAGGCCACGUGGAAAAUCUUGGUAUUUUGCCAUUGUUAAAGAAACAACUCAAGAAAAUUAUUGUGGUGGAUGGUGGUUACUGUUCUAAUGAGAAGAAGUAUGGGGAAAGUCUACUGGAAUCACUUAUGCUCGCUCGUAGAGAGCUGAGCUGUUCGUUUAUUGGCCAUGGCGGUCGUGACGUCACUUCCGACCUGUUGGAGAACUUCGUGAAGCUACAGCAACCAAAUGAAAGGAAACCACGACAUUUCGA
Stylophora pistillata is the source of this 2256-nucleotide messenger RNA. RefSeq lists its product as uncharacterized. The record is from RefSeq and is a predicted model, not a curated record. NCBI's taxonomy places the organism in Eukaryota, Metazoa, Cnidaria, Anthozoa, Scleractinia, Pocilloporidae.